AGCAUGGGAAAGAUUCAAGGAUCUGAAGCUCAAAUGUCCACCUGCUCUAAUUGAUCCUGACAGCCUAAUGUUCCAUUUCUACCAAGGACUUCUGGUUUCAUCGAAGAAAGAACUAGACCACUCUUCAAAGGUCGGUUCUUUCCUAGAUAUGAUGCCGGAGGAAAAUGAGGAAUUGGUGGAAAAACUCACAUCAAAUGCAAAAUAAUGGUACGAAGACCGAGUUCCACAGCAAAAAGCUGGAAUGUAUGAGGUGGACACUUUCACAGAACUCAAGGCAAGUAUGGAAAGUUUCAUCAAGCGAAGCAUCCAAGAUCAGUUCAGUGCAAGUUCGCAUCCAAACAAACAACAUGAAUCAAUUGCUCAGGACGAUGCUUACUAUCAAGGAGGAUCUAGUUCACACCAAAAUGAACUGGUCCUGUCUUGUGAAUCUUGUACAGGUGCACAUCUGACAUCUCAGUGCCCGUACAAUGAAAGCACAACAAAGGAACGGCCGCAUGAAGUACACUUGGCACAAUAUGCCAACAAAGGGGAAGGACCAUGGGCCCCUAAUCAGUACCAGCCAGUUUAUCAGCGCGAUGAUCCUUCGAGGGAGCGCAACAAAAACAAUUUCCAGCGAAAUAAUCGUUCAAGGGACGAUUACAAACAAGGCGGCUGGAAUAACAACACUAAUUGGAAUAGUCAAAGAGGGUCUGGCUAUAACCAAGGGGGAAAUACUCAAGUGUAUGUUCCCCCACACCAAAGACAAGCUGAGGAUCCUAUGGCCAAAAUGAAGAGGAUGAUGGAGGAGCAAAAUAAAAAGAGUGAAGAACGAAUUCAAAUGUUAGAGGAAUCUAUGAGACAACUAAUGGAUAAGAUGACAAUCAGACCUCUUGGAACUCUCCUGGCCAAAACUGAAACUAAUCCACGCGAACAUCUUAACGCUGUUACUCUACGUAGUGGAAAGGAAGUUCAAGGCGUUGGUCAAAGUACUGAACCAACAUUGAAGGAGGAGUCUGAGGUUGAACUAAUUAGUCAACCAACUGAAGAAAAGAAGAAGGAACCAGAAAAGAAAGAAGAAAGGAAGGAUAAGGAACCUUCACAGUCCCAUCAUCCAAACAGCAAUCUCUUAGCAAAGAAGGUGACCGUACCCUUUCCAUCAAGGGUAAAGAAGAAGAAUGAUGAUCAAGCUUUCAAGAAGUUUCUAGACAUCAUGGGCCAAGUGGAAGUUAAGUUGCCCUUGAUUGAUGUCUUAACUGAGAUGCCGAAGUAUGCCAAGUUCAUCAAAGACUUGGUAAUGCAUAAAAAGGACUGGGAAGGGGUUUCAAUGAUCAAUCUGAAUGCGAGCUGCUCUGCGUUGCUACUCCAACAAUUACCUGAGAAGUGCAAGGAUCCAAACCCUACUGAAUUUUGUCAUUCUGUCAAAAUAUUGAAGGACAAAGGGUCUGUCGAGACGCUUCUUGGUCUAGAGGCAGUAUUGAAGGAGGAAGAGAAUGAACGGAUUAAGUGUGAGGAUGUUCGGGAAGUGGAAACAAAGGGAUCUGAUACCCUAGAACUGAAGCCACUUCCCAAACAUUUAGAAUAUGCAUUUCUUGAUGACGAGGGAAAAUGCCCUAUUGUCAUCGCAUCUGAAUUGACUGUGGAUCAAAAGGUCGAACUAUUGACCGUUCUUCGGCGGCACAAGCAAGCAAUUGCUUGGAAGUUGGAGGAUAUUCAAGGAAUCAGCCCGGCCUUUUGCACCCACAAAAUUGCAAUUGAAGAAGGGUUCAAGCCUGUUGUUCAAACACAACGGAGGCUUAAUCCAAAACUAAUGGAGAUGGCAGGAGCACCGAUUGAUCCAUUCAGGAGAGCACAUGAUCUUCAGUUACCACUUCUUACUCCGGAGGCUCAGGAGCGAUUCACUACGUGGGCCCAGCACCGAUCUUUACAGGCCCCAGUGAUUCUUGAUCAAAGAUCACUCGUUGCAGCCGGGGUGUGGGCAGAUGUUGAAGCCUCGAUUAGGCCAUCUGGUUGGGAGCAUUUACUUUCCUUACGAGCUAAGGCUAGCUUGCCUCUCACUAUUGAGUUUCUGUGCUCAUUGCGGCCUUUACUGGGUCAGCGGCAUACUCUUACUGUCGCUGAGCUUGGGUGGAGAUUGGGCCUAUAUACUCAGGAGGAGAUCUCACAUUCAUCUUUUGCUGACCUUCCCAUUGUUGUUCUUGAGGACUUUGACGUCCAGGCUUUUUGGACUGCACAUGCACGUACUGAUGCUCCUUUCGAGCAUCAGCUUAGUCGAGCUUCUGACUGGGCCGAGCCUUCUUGGAGGCUUCUCACAUUCCUGAUGUCCAUGAGCUACUUUGGGAGACCCAGUAACAGCAAUCGGGUCUAUUCUUCUGACAUGCUCUUCUUCUGGAGCAUAACACAUCAACAACAGGUUAAUUUGGCUGUUUUCAUCACCCGAUUCUUGUGGUCUCAGACAUAUGGUACACGUAUCAUGGUGGUUUGUGGCCCAUUGAUCACACUUCUUCACAGGUCCUUACAGGAGCACAUGCCUAUACCUGACCUCUUACCUCUUGAGCAUAGUGUUCGACUUUUGGACAACACCAUGAUACAGCACAUUCGACUUCAGAGAGGUCAGAUACGGAGGAUUAGACCGAGAGAGGGGCGAUCACCUCGACCCCGUCGUGCACCACAACCACAAAGUACAUUUCAACAGGGACAGAGCUCUACUGGGGUGGAGAACCUUCAGAUACCCCUAAGGGCACAGACAUUGAGUACUCAGAUGCAGAGUCUUCAGUACCAGCUGAGUGGGUUUCAUGGUAGAUUGGAGGAGUUACACACAAGGUUCACCGAAUUUGAGCAGCGUUACGAGGCAGAUAUGACUAGGCUUAUCGACCAGCAGGAGGCUCAGUGGACUAACUUCUUCAAUAUCGAGGGAAAUUUACUACCACUAAAACUCAAUCUUCACACACUAAGGGGAAAGUUGCUCACCUAUGAGACAUCUACUCUCUAUCCUCUGGGUGAAAACAAACAAAGGAAAUCUAUUGCAUUAAAAUUUACCAAGGAGGUUGAGGAAGUGAGUCAUGAUGAAGAUUCAAGUGAUAUGGAAGAGAAUCCCGAACUUGCUCUUGUUAUCAAACGCUUCAACAAAUUUGUCAAGAAAAACUUCAUGUCAAGAAAGGACAAUUCCAAGAAAGCUACACCACCCAAAUGCUAUGAGUGUGGUGAAAUAGGACAUAUCAAGCCCUAUUGUCCAAAACUGAAGCAAGAGAAGGACAAGAAGCUCAAGAAGAAGCAAAGAGCUUAAAUUUCAUGGGACAAUAGCGGUUCAUCUUCCGAAGCAAGUGAUGAUGAAGAAGAUACAACAAAUUUAUGUCUUAUGG
Messenger RNA from Cuscuta campestris, 3338 nucleotides. NCBI's taxonomy places the organism in Eukaryota, Viridiplantae, Streptophyta, Magnoliopsida, Solanales, Convolvulaceae. The record is from the annotation of a GenBank genome assembly.